This is a messenger RNA of Sitodiplosis mosellana (orange wheat blossom midge), 3878 nucleotides long. RefSeq lists its product as uncharacterized. The coding region runs from base 560 to 2263 and encodes 567 amino acids. NCBI's taxonomy places the organism in Eukaryota, Metazoa, Arthropoda, Insecta, Diptera, Cecidomyiidae. The record is from RefSeq and is a predicted model, not a curated record. The transcript is spliced from 4 exons.
AAUUCCAGUAUUAAUCUUCGAGUCAAGGCCGAUGUCGAAAGGUGACUACACCACUGGAAGAAACUCAGUGUGAAGAGAGACGAAAGAAUUGAAAAAAGUAGCUAUGUUUUGUACGUCUGCGUGUUUGGUUAGCUGCCGUAGACAACUGAGCUCACAACUACAUUGACAUUAAACGACUAUGUGGUUGUGUUGCCGGCUCUUUUUAACUGUGUUAGUUUGUCGGUAUGAACACUUUGCGGCUAUGUAUUGAAGCGGCUAUUCAGAAUACAUUUGACCGUCAGCGAGUGUGAACGUUAGAUUUUUCUCUGUUAUGUUUAUAAGUUACACCUUAUUUAUAAUAUCACUAGACCGAAUCAAUACGAGUGAAUAAUUUGUUGUAUUUUCACAUCAACUAACUAAUGUUUUAAUAAAUUUAACGAUUGUUGUGUUUCUACUGAGUGCGUAUUUACAAUCGUGAAAAAAGAGCGUUCGUGCUUAAAUUUAAAACGAAAAAACUUCAAACUUAUACCUAGCAAAACCGGGUCUGGUUUUUGAAAACGCAAUAGUUGGUAAUUGAGGAAUGCGUGUAUUAGUUGAUAUGGCUCUAAAGGAUCGAUACUACAUUAAUGGAAUUAUGCGACGCAACUCCGUCUCUAUCUCACCACAACCACAAAGAGAAGAAGAGGAUCGAAAAUUCAAUUUAAACGAACUUAUAGCAGUCGUGAGCAGUGAGGAAGAUGAUUUGGAACAGGAAGAAUGCAAUAGUAGCAUAAAACAAGGAGUUUCAUCAUGCAUAUCUAACAUUCAACCUGUAAUUCAAAGCGUCAAUCCCAUCAAUACUGGAGUGCCAGGUCGCAAUGCUCUAGAACAACGUUCAAUAUUUCAAGAUUGUCAACCAAGCGAUCGACAGCCAAAUGAUCGACAACCAAGUGAUCAUCAACCAAAUUCAAAUUUACCCUACGAUGCAUUGCUUAAAACCGUGUCUGCUCUUGCCGAAACGGUAAAAUCAUUGAAGAAUAAUUUCGAAAACUUUGAAAAUGCACGAAAUUCGAAGAAGAAACACAAGAAAAGAAGUCGAAAGCAUUAUUCAAGCGACAGCACAUCCGGUGAUUCCAGCAGUUCGAGUAGUUCAAGUGUCGAACGAAGACGAAAGAGACGGCGUCAUCGUCACAAGUCGUCACGUUCGCACCGCAAACGAUACGAUUCGAGCUCCGAGUGUAGUUCCGAACGCGAUUACAGGAAAUAUCAUCGACACUGUUAUCAUUGUUGUAAAUAUGAGGAAAAUAUCACGAAACCCAACCAGAACCAGGUGACUGUUCCGCAGAUUAGUGCUCCGAUUCGAAAUCAAAACAAUACUUUGCCGGUGAAAGAGACUCCUCAACAUCGAAUUGUGUAUUCACGCAAAAAAAAUGAAUUGCAAUCGCAGCAAAAUGAGCCAUCAACGUCGCACCAAAAUGGAUUGCAAGCAAAGAGGCGAAAUUCAAUCAGACAAUCAUGUAGCGAACGAAAGAUUGUCGAAACUGACGAUUCUGAUGGGACAUUGUCGGAAAAUUCAUCUUCAUUUUCCAAACGUCCACGCAAACCAAUUCUUCGGCCACAAGCAACAGUCUCAUUCAAGCGAAGGAAUUCCAUUGCUGCUAAUGGUGGUGCGACACAAGAUAUAUUUCGUCCGCCCAACACGAACAAGAGCCUUUAUUUUGCCAGCAGAAAUGCAAGCACAUGCCAAAUUUGCAAGAAGUCCGUCGCCCGUAUUGUGUCCCAUUACAAAAGAUUUCAUGAGAAUAGUGAAGUGUACGUGUCACGGAUUUCCAAGAAAAUGGUUGACAAAGCCGAAAAUGGACUACAUGGCGCUAAAAAAUCCCCCAAAUUAUCCGGAAGAAUCAAAGCAAUAUGCUUUUUUUGUGAAGAGAAAAAAGAAUUUGCGCCAAGUUAUUGGUUUGAUCAUUACCGAAGUCACACAGGAGAAUAUGGAUUCAAAUGUGAUGUGUGUGAUGUCAUGUAUUCAAUCGGCCGUGAUUGUUGCAAACGAGCAGCAUCCAAAAUAUUCGACGAUGAUCUGUAUAGUAGCGAUUUUGUUGCCUUCAUUUGUGAAAUUUGUAACUUUGUCCAAGUCGAUGAAGCAACCGUUCGGAAGCACUUGCGAGUUGAGCAUGACGAUGUCGCAGACACUCAAUAUCACGAAAUCACUCUACUGCCAUCAAUGAGAAAAAUCAACAAACGAUCGAUAAUGUUUAUUCCUGUAUUGCCAUUUUCAUUCUCACAGCCCCAAAUCAUCUUGAAGUGAAUAGUUUUGUCGAUGAAAACUCAGUGAAAUGUGUUUGUUAUAGAGAUCCCAUAGAAUAUCCUCUGGACUAUUUUCAAGCAGCGACGAUUUCCAAAAUAUAAAAGGUGAACACAAUGUUGUUUCAAGCUCUUUGAAAUCUAGACCAAGUGAAAAUAACAUGGAUAAUAUUGGAGCUAAAAUUGUUAACCCGUUUGAAAUGAUAAAAAGUCUUAAAAAAUUAAACGACGAAGUGAGAUCUCUUGCAGAAAUAUUGAAUCAAAAGAAUCGAGAAAUUUAAAUGAAUUUAAAUCCAGUUGCUCUAGCAGUUCAAGUGGGUCACAAACGAAGCAUAAGAAACGUAAUAAGAUUUCUAACUCUUAACGCUUUCGAUGCAAGCACCAAUCAAGGUCAAUCAAAGCCCGACGGGUGCUUGGAAUCUCAAUCGACAAGUAAAAACGAGUAUCACCAAACACAUCGAUUCUCCGAAUAGAAAUGAAGUGAAUUCGGAAGGAAAGUCGGUUGAAAAUGAAAAUAACGAAAAUGUCAAAAAUUCAGGAUAUCGCAUAGUGAACCGGAAUCAAGAAGAGUCAUCGAUAGCUGCCAAUGUGGAAGGGAAUCAUUCUUUGCAAUCAAAACGAGGGGAUUUUGCAAAAUAACGAAAAGAAUUCGAAUUAAAUUUCAAUUUAUUUCCAGUUUAAUUUAACAUAUUACGGAUUUUUUCUAAAUAUAUAUUUUUCUUUUUGUAGAUGUCAGUCUGGAAGAACAUCGAUAAGAGUCUAGUCUACACUGUAAGUUUUCGGAGGGGAAUGAGUAAUCUAGAUACAGUGCGAAAUGGCGGUUUCAACUGUUUUUGGAUGAAUUUACACUAAUUUUAGGGGAAAAUGUGUUAUUGCUUAUGCGAACGCUCAAGUGGCUACUAUUCAUAUACGUGCCAAUACAUAGACACGCACUGGUCACCAAGCCUGUACAGUUGUAUGUAUUGUAAACUUUGCACAGAGCAACUCGUUCAAUACAUACAACUGCACAGACUGGUGACCAGUGCGUGCCUAAGUAUUGGCACGUAUAUGAAUAGUAGCCACUUGAGCGUUCGCAUAAGCAAUAACACAUUUUCUCCUAAAUUAGUGUAAAUUCAUCCAAAAACAGUUGAAACCGUUAUUUCGCACUGUAUCUAGAUUACUCAUUCCCCUCCGAAAUUUUGGUGUGUACAGCAGUCAAAAUGCAAAAAAUUACCAGGUACAUUACGCUGCCCCCCCCAUAAUUUGUGCUGGGCUGAGACCGGUGCCAAUAAUUUGUGCUCAAUUUGUGCUGACCAAUGGUACCAUCCGUUUAAUUUGUGCUGGCCUGGGAAGCUAGCACAAAUUGAAAAAUGUGAAAAAAGCGAUUCUUCGAUUUUUGGCACUUUACAGGUGAAGUACCUUAAAAUCGAUUUUUUUGUAUCGCCACUAGGCUGAGAAAUUUGUGCUCAAUUUGUGCUGGCAAAUGCCAUUCUCAGAUCCAAAAAAUGUUCACUGGGGACCGAGCACUAAUUGUAGAAGUGUUUGAAAAGUCGAUUUUUGGCCUUUUUACAGGGGAUCUACACAAAAAUGUAACUUUUUUGUAUCGUGACCGGGCUAUAAAAUUAGUGCUGGAUUAGUGC